Messenger RNA from Acaulospora morrowiae, 165 nucleotides. NCBI's taxonomy places the organism in Eukaryota, Fungi, Glomeromycota, Glomeromycetes, Diversisporales, Acaulosporaceae. The record is from the annotation of a GenBank genome assembly.
AUGGCCCACGUUGAAGAACUUGUGGACUUUUUUGGAAAUGAAUACGACGGACGAUCAAGAACAGCCACUCCUACUUAUGAAGACAAUAUGUACUCAUUUUUGGGAGAGAUUUAUAGAACUUGUCACGAUGCUAUGGCAGAAGCAAUGAAAAAGACACCUGAAUGA